Nothobranchius furzeri (turquoise killifish) is the source of this 2423-nucleotide messenger RNA. RefSeq names its product protein phosphatase PTC7 homolog. NCBI's taxonomy places the organism in Eukaryota, Metazoa, Chordata, Actinopteri, Cyprinodontiformes, Nothobranchiidae. The record is from RefSeq and is a predicted model, not a curated record.
AUGGAGGAUCCCAAACCACACCCCAGUUGUGGGGUCAGAGGAAAAAGGGUCUUUGGUUUGUGGAGGAGGAUCUGGGUACAUUUUGAUGCUGGCAUGACUGCCAUCCGCCCCCCAGUCUGGGGACCUCCAGAAUUGUCAAUAAAAAUUUUGGAAAAAAAAAAUCUGUUCUUAUCAGGGGAGGUGGUGCACCGCUCAGACGAGCAGCAGCACUAUUUCAACACGCCCUUCCAGCUGUCCAUCGCCCCCCCUGAGGCCGAGGGAGCCGUUCUCAGUGACAGCCCCGAUGCAGCAGACAGCUCCUCCUUUGACGUGCAGCUGGGUGACAUCAUCCUCACCGCCACUGACGGGCUGUUUGACAACAUGCCUGAUUAUAUGAUCCUGCAGGAGCUUAAGAAGCUGAAGAACUCAAACUACGAGAGCAUUCAGCAGACGGCCCGCAGCAUCGCAGAACAAGCCCAUGUGCUGGCAUACGACCCCAACUACAUGUCCCCUUUUGCACAGUAUGCCUGUGAUUAUGGGCUGAAUGUGAGAGGAGGAAAGCCAGAUGACAUCACAGUAUUGCUGUCCAUUGUGGCAGAAUACACCGACUAGACGUGGAGGAGGACGUCUGCCUCCUUAAGAGAUGAGCUGCCUUCAGUCCUGCUGGUCAGGCUGUAACAGCUGAUGCUUCCAGUACAUCCGCAGGAUUCAGUCGCUCAUCCCAGAGACGACCAGCAUCUGGUUCCUUUUGCAUUGCAGACCUGUGUGCUGCGGUCCAUCAGGUCUGCAGGAGAGGAGCGUGAGUGGUGCUCCUGAGGGGCAUCAGGGGUCCGAGCCAGCAGAAGAGAACAGGACUUGGUCUGUCAUGUGUGUGACGGGAGGGUGCAGAGUUGGUAAAGCAGCGUGUUUGUCAUUGUUGAGUUUUUGGAAGACAACACAGUUGAAGCUGUUCCCAGCAGUUGGGUUGUCUUAAACAAUGGGGUGAGUUUGUUGUUUUUUGAACAUGCAGUUUAUGCAGAAAUUCCUGUGGCUAUGUGUCUGUGUAAACUUGGUUGAAAACUAAUCUCUUUUCCAAAAUCUUAGGUGCAUUAUUGUUAACUCAUUCACUGCCAGACGUUCCUGAUCAGUAAAGCCCUUUGCUGCCAGCAAUGUUCAAAAUUUGGAUUUAAAAUGAUGACUUUUGUCGUCAAUGGCAGUGAAUGAGUUAAUAAAUAGUUUUUUAAGCAUGUUCAUUGUGCCUUUUUUCAGUGUUUAUGGCGCAUGUGUUCAUUACAUUCGUGUUUAUUAACUCAUUCACUUCCAGACAUUUCCCGAUAAGUAAAGCCUUUUGCUGCCAGCAAUUUUCAAAGUUUGGAUUUAAAAUGAUGACUUUUGUCGUCAAUGAAAGUGAAUGAGUUAAUAAAUUGGUUUUUAAGCAUGUUCAUUGCGCCUUUGUUCAGUGUUUAUGGCGCAUGUGUUCAUUACAUUCGUGUUUAUUAACUCAUUCACUUCCAGACGUUCCCGAUAAGUAAAGCCCUUUGCUGCCAGCAAUUUUCAAAGUUUGGAUUUAAAAUGAUGACUUUUGUCGUCAAUGGCAGUGAAUGAGUUAAUAAAUUGGUUUUUUUAAGCAUGUUCAUUGCGCCUUUGUUCAGUGUUUAUGGCGCAUGUGUUCAUUACAUUCGUGUUUAUUAACUCAUUCACUUCCAGACAUUUCCCGAUAAGUAAAGCCCUUUGCUGCCAGCAAUUUUCAAAGUUUGGAUUUAAAAUGAUGACUUUUGUCGUCAAUGGCAGUGAAUGAGUUCAUAAAUAGUUUUUUAAGCAUGUUCAUUGCGCCUUUGUUCAGUGUUUAUGGCGCAUGUGUUCAUUACAUUCGUGUUUAUUAACUCAUUCACUUCCAGACAUUUCCCGAUAAGUAAAGCCCUUUGCUGCCAGCAAUUUUCAAAGUUUGGAUUUAAAAUGACGACUUUUGUCGUCAAUGGCAGUGAAUGAGUUAAUAAAUAGUUUUUUAAGCAUGUUCAUUGCGCCUUUGUUCAGUGUUUAUGGUGCAUGUGUUCAUUACAUUAGUGUUUAUUAACUCAUUCACUACCAGACGUUCCUGGUCAGUAAAGCCCUUUGCUGCCAGCAAUUUAAAAAAUUUGGAUUUAAAAUGACGACUUUUGUCGUCAAUGGCAGUGAAUGAGUUAAUGGACAGCAAACAAAACCACAUUCAGGAUCCGAAAUUUGGAACAUCCAUCUCCUGAUUGGACUCAACUAGGGCUGCACGAUAUUAGGAAAACCUGCGAUAUUCGAUAACAGUGCUUAAUAUUGCGAUAUCGAUAUUACUCGCGAUAAAUGAACAAAUACUAAAGUAUGCAGUGUUGAUGUCGUCUGGCGUGUGACGUCUGCUCUGGGUUCAAAGCAAACAAAAACUAAUGCAUGAAUUCCAUUACAACAUAACAUUUUUAUUGCAAAAACAUGCAGCUGCA